GUCUGAUCAGUUUUAUCUUCUUCACAUUUCUUUUGCUCUUCUCUCUCUCUCUCUCUCUCUAUAUAUCUUUCUGCGUGUGCGUGUGUUCAGAUCCAGACAUAAGGAGGAGGAGGCUCUUUUGUUCUUAUUCUCCACCCCUCUGAUCUAUACGAGGAGGGUUGCCCAUGCGAGUAAUUGGAUAUUGAACCGUGAUUGUAAUCAGUUUCUCUCAUUGGCGGGUAUUGGUUGUGGGAAAAUAGGAACAAUGGCGUAUAGGGGAGCAUUUUCUGGUGCACAUCAUUCAUCUCUUCUGCUAUAUCCUGGUGUUUCUGUUUGGGAAUGUGUUGUGCGUAAAAUGAGGUAUUCCUGCAGACCUGAGUGGGUGUAGACACUUGCCUGAGAUAUCUUCAUUUAGAAUCUAGUAUUAGUCAUUAGUAUAUAGAUACUGAGAGAAAGACGACAAAUAAAGAAAGCAAAAGCGAUAUACGUUUUAUUGGAUUCAACAAACAAUAGGAUCUUGUAGCCAUCCUUUAGGUUAUAUAAGAUGGAGUGUGUUACAAAAUUUCAACCUAGUGUUAGAAAAGGGAAGAAAAAGCAGGUGAAGGAUGAGUUGGACCGGCUGAAACAGGCAGAGAAGAAAAAGAGGAGACUGGAGAAAGCUCUGGCUACAUCAGCAGCAAUACGAACUGAGCUAGAAAAGAAGAAGGAGAAGAAGAAAGAAGAACAGAAGAGACUUGAUGAAGAGGGUGCUGCAAUUGCAGAAGCGGUUGCAUUGCAUGUUCUGAUAGGAGAAGACUCCGAUAAUGAUGAUGAUGAUUCCAAUGUUGAUGUCUUUUUGGGUGGUGGGAGGAUGGGAGGAAGGGCAAUUCUUCCUUUUCAUAGAUGGGGACCGAAUUCGCAAGGGUUGGGACUGAACAAUGAUUGGUCGGUUCUGCAUCAUCCUCAGCCUAUUAUGGAGAAUCAUCUGUAUCCAGCAUAUGUUGAUGGGAGGAGGAGAAGAGGUUUGGAAGGAGCACAAAUAUCUGCUGGACUCAUUGCUUCACAGGCGGUUGCUUCACUCCAUCUUACGGAAGAUGUUCAUGUCGACAGUUAUUUCUUGAACAGAGUGUUUCAUGGUUAAGAUGAACCAGUUCUCUACAUUUGUCAUUCUCUUUGCUCAUUGUUUUGUGGCAAAUCCUCGUUACUGUUAAACGAUGUGUACAUAGAGAUUGUUUACAUGUUUCCUUCUUGGCAUUGUUUAUUUUGGGAAAAAGUUGCUACUUUUGGUUGUCAAAUGUAAACAAACUCUUUGUGUUCCUAUUGCAGAAUGUUCUAAC
This is a messenger RNA of Impatiens glandulifera, 1295 nucleotides long. RefSeq lists its product as uncharacterized. Lineage: Eukaryota; Viridiplantae; Streptophyta; Magnoliopsida; Ericales; Balsaminaceae. The record is from RefSeq and is a predicted model, not a curated record. The transcript has 2 exons. The coding region runs from base 524 to 1099 and encodes 191 amino acids.